AUGGUUUCCGCCUCCAAGGAGAAGAGACUCGCAAAGAAGGCCGCCGAUGGUGGCGGCAAGAAGACGGUCGCUUCGCGGUCCAAGGCCGGUUCCAAGACCGCUAGCACUGCGACCUCCUCGGUGAACGGCGACGAGGUCGACGCCGACGCCAACGCGAUUGUCAACGACCCCGAUGAGGUGAAGCGGUUGGCUGCACAGAUGGACAAGCACGGCCUGUCGGACCGCGUGACGACGGGUGUGCUGGCUUCGACGUCUACCAGCCGUGACGUCAAGAUCACGAGCACCAGUCUGGUGUUCCACGGCCGCGUCCUCAUCACAGACUCGACGCUCGAGCUCACAUACGGCAGACGCUACGGCCUGCUGGGCGAGAACGGCUGCGGCAAGUCUACGCUGAUGAAGGCCAUUGACGCGCGCGAGUUCCCCAUCCCCGAGUUUGUCGACAUCUACCUGCUCAACGAAGGCGCGCCGCCGAGCGAGCUGGGCGCCCUCGAGUGGGUCGUCAAGGAGGCCGAGAACGAGCUGGAGCGUCUCGACAAGCUGGCCGAGAAGCUGCUGGAGGAUGAGGGCCCCGAGAGCCCGGUGCUGCUGGAUCUGUACGAUCAUAUGGAGAAGAUGGACCCCUCGACAUUCGGCACGCGUGCCUCGCUCAUUCUGACGGGCCUGGGCUUCAACAAGCAGACGAUCAACAAGAAGACCAAGGACAUGUCCGGUGGUUGGCGGAUGCGCGUGGCGCUGGCCAAGGCGCUGUUCGUCAAGCCGUCGCUGCUGCUGCUGGACGACCCGACGGCCCAUUUGGACCUGGAGGCCUGUGUGUGGCUGGAGGAGUACCUGAAGAAGUGGGAGCGCACGCUGGUGCUGGUGUCGCACUCGCAGGACUUCCUCAACGGCGUGUGCACGACCAUGAUUGACAUGCGCGAGAAGAAGCUGAUGUACUUUGGUGGCAACUACGACUCGUACGUGAAGACGCGGACGGAGCAGGAGACCAACCAGAUGAAAGCCUACACGAAGCAGCAGGAGGAGAUUGUGCACAUCAAGAAGUUCAUUGCCAGCGCCGGUACCUACGCCAACCUGGUGCGCCAGGCCAAGUCGCGGCAGAAGAUUCUCGACAAGAUGGAGGCCGACGGCUUCAUCCAGCCCGUGGUGCAGGACCGCGUGUUCACGUUCCGCUUCGCCGACGUCGAGAAGCUGCCGCCGCCGGUGCUGUCGUUUGACAACGUCACGUUCUCGUACUCGGGCGACCCCAAGGACGACCUGUACCGCAACAUUGACCUGGGCUUCGACAUGGACUCGCGCACGGCCCUGGUGGGCCCCAACGGCGUGGGCAAGUCGACGCUGCUGCGCCUGAUGACGGGCGCGCUGAGCCCGACGGAGGGGUCGGUGUCGCGGCACACGCACCUCAAGCUCGGCCUGUAUUCGCAGCACUCGGCCGAGCAGCUCGACAUGACCAAGUCGGCGCUCGACUUUGUGCGCGAGAAGUACCGCGAGAAGUCGCAGGACUACCAGUACUGGCGCCAGCAGCUGGGCAAGUACGGCCUGUCGGGCGAGGCGCAGACGGCGCUGAUCGGCACCCUGUCCGAGGGCCAGAAGAGCCGCAUCGUGUUCGCGCUGCUGGCCAUUGAGGGCCCCAACAUGCUGCUGCUGGACGAGCCGACCAACGGCCUCGACAUCCCGACCAUUGACAGUCUCGCCGAAGCCAUCAACGCCUUCACGGGCGGUGUGAUUGUCGUCAGCCACGAUUUCCGUCUGCUGGACAAGAUUGCCAAGCAGAUCCUGGUGUGCGAGAACCGGACCAUCCGGACAUGGGACGGCAGCAUCUCGGAGUACAAGAACUACCUGCGGAAAAAGAUGAUCAGCGCCGGUGCUGUGUAA
Messenger RNA from Sporothrix brasiliensis 5110, 1869 nucleotides. RefSeq names its product ATP-binding protein cassette, sub-family F, member 2. Bases 1 to 1869 code for a protein of 622 amino acids. The record is from RefSeq and is a predicted model, not a curated record. Gene Ontology annotation, molecular function: ATP hydrolysis activity; ATP binding. Lineage: Eukaryota; Fungi; Ascomycota; Sordariomycetes; Ophiostomatales; Ophiostomataceae. The transcript is spliced from 2 exons.